GUAUGGGACCUGCCAGCGCCAGCUAACCCCAGUCCUCUCCCGGGCAAACAGCGAGGACCGUCAAGUCAAGCGGGUGGUUCGCCCUCGAACCUGUAGUGAAGAUGAGCGACGAGAAAGACGUCAACUCCAACGAUGGCCACCGCAGCCACGAUGAGGGCGCGCUGGAUCUCCCCCCCGACCCGGAUGCCCACCUCAGCGAAGCCGAGAGGGCGGAUAUCGUAAGUGCCCGCUCCGGUCCGUCCGUCCCGUUGCUCGCCGAGAGAUGCGUGCUAUGCUAUACGAUGCAGGACCGCAAACUCCUUUGGCGCCUUGACUUGAAGCUUCUUCCAUGGCUAUGCUUCCUAUACCUGCUGGCCUUUUUGGACCGCACGAAUAUUGGCAACGCCAAAAUUGCUGGCCUCUCGCAGUCACUCCAUCUCACCACUUCAAGCUACAAUGCCACUCUCUCUAUAUUUUUCGUCUCGUACGCCGUGUUUGAGCCUCUGACGAACAUCCUCCUCAAGAAGUUAAGACCGUCCAUCUUUAUCCCCAUCAUCAUGGCUCUGUGGGGCUGUAGCAUGCUGGGCAUGGGUUUCGUCUACAACUGGUCUGGCCUCAUGUCGGCCAGAUGGUUUCUAGGCCUCACCGAAGCCGGCCUCUUCCCUGGCGUCAACUACUACCUGUCGUGCUGGUACAAGCGCUCCGAGUUCGGCGUCCGUGCCGCCAUCUUCUUCUCGGCCGCCGCGCUGUCGGGAUCAUUUGGAGGGCUGCUGGCCGCCGCGAUCGAGAAAAUGGACGGUAUCGGCGGGAGGCCGGGGUGGGCCUGGAUAUUUAUUCUCGAGGGGCUGCUGACGGUGAUGGUGGGGCUUGUGUCCUUCUGGAUGGUUCACGACUUCCCAGACGAGGCGGCGUUCCUGUCGGACCAGGACCGGGCGCGUGUGCUGCGGCGGCUGAAGAUGGACCAGCAGUCAUCGGCAGAGCAUGAAUCGUUCAAGAUGGCGUACUUUUGGUCCGCGCUGAGGGACUGGAAGAUGUGGCUCGGCAUGCUCAUCUACAUGGGCUGCGACAUGCCUCUCUACGCCUUCUCGCUGUUCCUGCCCACCAUCAUCAACGACCUGGGCUGGAAUUCAAGCGUAAUUCGCGCCCAGCUCAUGUCGGUUCCGCCAUACGCCGCGGCCGCCAUCUUCACCGUCGUCAUCGGUUUCAUCGCCGACCGGACGCACCAGCGUGGCCUCUGCAACAUCAUCGUGUCCCUGUUCGGCGUCGUAGGCUUUGCCCUACUGCUCGGCUCCGACAACGCAGCCGUCCAGUACGUAGGAGUCUUCCUCGGCGCGCUGGGCAUCUACCCAUGUAUCGCCAACACCAUCAGCUGGAUGGCCAACAACAUCGAGGGCGUCUACAAGCGCGGUGUCGUGCUGGGCUUCGUCAUCGGCUGGGGCAAUCUCAGCGGCGUGAUCAGCAGCAACAUUUACUUCAACGGCCCGCGCUUCCCCGAGGGCCACGGCGUCGUCAUGGGCUUCAUGGCCGUGUUCCUGUUUGGCGGCUCCUGCCUCAUGACAAUGCUGCUCCGCCGUGAGAACGCCAAGCGCCGCCGCGGCGAGCGCGACCAUUGGGUCACGGGCCUCGGCGACAAGGAGAUUGAGAUGCUGGGCGAUCGCCGGCCAGACUUCCUAUACACUCUUUAGAUAGUGCCUCUUAUCUCUUCUCUGUUCUCUGCACGCCUGGUUCUACCCGCCUUAUUCUAGUUCAUAUUCUUUUCGUGUUUUGCCUCCUUUUUAUUUUC
Lasiosphaeria miniovina is the source of this 1762-nucleotide messenger RNA. RefSeq names its product major facilitator superfamily domain-containing protein. Gene Ontology annotation, biological process: transmembrane transport. Gene Ontology annotation, cellular component: membrane. Bases 102 to 1664 code for a protein of 520 amino acids. Gene Ontology annotation, molecular function: transmembrane transporter activity. The record is from RefSeq and is a predicted model, not a curated record. NCBI's taxonomy places the organism in Eukaryota, Fungi, Ascomycota, Sordariomycetes, Sordariales, Lasiosphaeriaceae. The transcript has 4 exons.